This is a messenger RNA of Pan troglodytes (chimpanzee), 5853 nucleotides long. It is a transcript of the gene FMNL2, whose product is annotated as formin like 2. Gene Ontology annotation, biological process: regulation of cell shape; cell migration; cortical actin cytoskeleton organization. Lineage: Eukaryota; Metazoa; Chordata; Mammalia; Primates; Hominidae. The transcript is spliced from 28 exons. The coding region runs from base 689 to 3931 and encodes 1080 amino acids. Gene Ontology annotation, cellular component: cytosol. Gene Ontology annotation, molecular function: actin filament binding; small GTPase binding. The record is from RefSeq and is a predicted model, not a curated record.
AGUCCCGCCUGGAACUGGACGACCCCGGAAGCUGCAGUGCUAGCGGCGGCGCGGCAGGGGGCGCGGUACCCGUGGUUUUUCGCGUUGGACGACGGGCUCUGAGGGCCAAGUUCUUGUCACGAAUUUAGUUUGUUUCAGAGCGGCAGGACUCGUAGCUAGAGAACGAGGACCCACGAUGCGUACGCGUUACAGUCCUGUUUCCCUAGAAACGGAGCUGCCGGCGCGGAGGUGGCUUUGAGAUUCUGCGAAAGACCUGACUGCUCUUCAACACUUAUUGUGUUGCACCCUCCCAGGCGCCCAGUCCAAACCCCGUCAGAAUAACCACCCGGGACAGCGGUGGUCGAAGUAACUACGCCUAACUUUUCGCUUUCCAUCGUGUCCCCUCCAUAAAAACACUGCUGGGCCCCCGGAAUCCAAAGGCGAAGGAGGCACACUCCCUGCCUUAGACUUGCUGAGAGUUUUAUAGGGGCAGUGCAUAACGUACAUGAUGGUGUAUGACGAUUCGGAUGGUAGUACGAGUCAUAAACUCAAAUUCCAACAGCAUCCAGCCAGGACUUUUAAAAUUCCUUGCAAGGCAAGUCUACUGGUGACAAAUUCCCUCAAAUUUUGUUUGCCUGAGAAAGUCUUUCUCCCUCACUGUUGAAGGAUAAUUUCACUGGAUACAGAAUUCUAGAGCUGGGAUCUCACUAUGCUUCCUGGGCUGGUCUUGAACUCCUGGGCUCAAACGAUCCUCCUGCCAUGGUCUCCAAAAGUGCUAGGAUUACAGAAUGCUAUGAACCUACCUCCUGACAAAGCCAGGUUACUGCGGCAGUAUGACAAUGAGAAAAAAUGGGAACUGAUUUGUGAUCAGGAACGAUUCCAGGUGAAGAAUCCUCCCCAUACAUACAUUCAAAAGCUCAAAGGCUAUCUGGAUCCAGCUGUAACCAGGAAGAAAUUCAGACGGCGUGUUCAAGAAUCUACACAAGUGCUAAGAGAACUGGAAAUUUCUUUAAGAACUAACCACAUUGGAUGGGUCAGAGAAUUUCUGAAUGAAGAAAACAAAGGUCUUGAUGUUCUAGUGGAAUAUCUCUCAUUUGCACAGUACGCGGUAACUUUUGACUUUGAAAGUGUGGAGAGUACUGUGGAGAGCUCGGUGGACAAAUCAAAGCCCUGGAGUAGGUCCAUCGAGGACCUGCACAGAGGGAGCAACCUGCCCUCACCUGUGGGCAACAGUGUCUCCCGCUCUGGAAGACAUUCUGCACUGCGAUAUAAUACAUUGCCAAGCAGAAGAACUCUGAAAAAUUCAAGAUUAGUGAGUAAGAAAGAUGAUGUGCAUGUCUGUAUCAUGUGUUUACGUGCCAUCAUGAAUUAUCAGUAUGGUUUCAACAUGGUCAUGUCUCAUCCACACGCUGUCAAUGAGAUUGCACUAAGCCUGAACAACAAGAAUCCCAGAACAAAAGCCCUUGUCUUAGAACUGUUGGCAGCCGUUUGUCUUGUCAGAGGCGGGCAUGAAAUCAUUUUAUCAGCAUUUGAUAACUUUAAAGAGGUUUGUGGAGAAAAACAGCGCUUUGAGAAGUUGAUGGAACAUUUCAGGAAUGAAGACAAUAACAUAGAUUUUAUGGUGGCUUCUAUGCAGUUUAUUAAUAUUGUAGUCCAUUCAGUAGAAGAUAUGAAUUUCAGAGUUCACCUGCAGUAUGAAUUUACCAAAUUAGGCCUGGACGAAUACUUGGACAAGCUGAAACACACUGAGAGUGACAAGCUUCAAGUCCAGAUCCAGGCUUACCUGGACAAUGUUUUUGAUGUAGGAGCUCUACUGGAAGAUGCUGAAACUAAGAAUGCUGCCUUGGAGAGGGUGGAAGAACUGGAAGAAAACAUUUCUCAUUUAUCUGAAAAACUGCAAGACACAGAGAAUGAAGCCAUGUCCAAGAUUGUGGAACUGGAAAAGCAACUCAUGCAGAGGAACAAGGAGCUGGAUGUCGUUCGGGAAAUCUACAAAGAUGCAAAUACUCAAGUUCACACAUUAAGAAAAAUGGUCAAAGAAAAAGAAGAAGCAAUUCAAAGACAGUCUACCCUGGAAAAAAAGAUUCAUGAGCUAGAGAAACAAGGGACCAUUAAAAUUCAGAAGAAAGGGGAUGGGGAUAUCGCCAUACUGCCAGUUGUGGCUUCUGGCACAUUGUCCAUGGGGUCAGAAGUGGUAGCAGGUAACUCUGUGGGACCCACAAUGGGGGCCGCUUCCUCAGGACCCUUGCCCCCUCCUCCACCACCACUGCCUCCCUCAUCAGACACACCUGAAACAGUGCAAAAUGGUCCAGUAACACCACCUAUGCCACCGCCGCCGCCGCCACCCCCUCCUCCACCUCCUCCUCCCCCACCGCCCCCUCCGCCUCCUCCUCUCCCAGGCCCUGCAGCUGAGACUGUACCAGCUCCUCCCUUAGCACCUCCCCUUCCCUCUGCACCUCCGCUGCCUGGAACAUCGUCACCCACAGUGGUUUUCAACUCAGGAUUAGCAGCUGUGAAAAUUAAGAAGCCAAUCAAGACGAAGUUCAGAAUGCCAGUGUUUAACUGGGUUGCUCUGAAGCCCAAUCAGAUCAAUGGCACAGUCUUCAAUGAAAUUGAUGAUGAGCGAAUUCUGGAGGAUUUAAAUGUGGAUGAAUUUGAGGAAAUAUUCAAGACAAAAGCCCAAGGUCCUGCCAUUGAUCUUUCUUCAAGCAAACAGAAGAUACCACAGAAGGGAUCAAACAAAGUGACAUUACUAGAAGCAAACAGGGCCAAAAAUCUUGCCAUAACUUUAAGGAAAGCUGGAAAGACUGCUGAUGAAAUAUGUAAAGCUAUUCAUGUAUUUGACUUGAAGACACUGCCUGUAGACUUUGUGGAAUGCUUGAUGCGGUUCCUGCCAACUGAGAAUGAAGUGAAAGUGCUUCGGCUCUACGAGCGGGAAAGGAAGCCUCUGGAAAACUUGUCAGAUGAAGAUCGGUUCAUGAUGCAGUUUAGUAAAAUCGAGAGGCUCAUGCAGAAGAUGACCAUCAUGGCCUUCAUUGGGAACUUUGCUGAAAGCAUUCAGAUGCUGACUCCUCAACUACAUGCGAUUAUAGCAGCAUCUGUCUCUAUAAAGUCGUCCCAAAAACUCAAGAAAAUUCUGGAGAUCAUCUUAGCCCUUGGAAACUACAUGAAUAGCAGUAAAAGAGGAGCAGUUUAUGGAUUUAAACUUCAGAGUUUAGAUCUGCUCUUAGAUACAAAGUCAACAGACAGAAAGCAAACACUGUUGCACUAUAUAUCCAAUGUGGUGAAAGAAAAAUAUCACCAAGUGUCCCUGUUUUAUAAUGAGCUUCAUUAUGUGGAAAAAGCUGCUGCAGUCUCCCUUGAGAAUGUUUUGCUGGAUGUCAAGGAGCUCCAGAGGGGAAUGGACUUGACCAAGAGAGAGUACACCAUGCAUGACCAUAACACGCUGCUGAAGGAGUUCAUCCUCAACAAUGAGGGGAAGCUGAAGAAGCUGCAGGAUGAUGCCAAGAUCGCACAGGAUGCCUUUGAUGAUGUUGUGAAGUAUUUUGGAGAAAACCCCAAGACAACACCACCCUCUGUCUUCUUUCCUGUCUUUGUCCGGUUUGUGAAAGCAUAUAAGCAAGCAGAAGAGGAAAAUGAGCUGAGGAAAAAGCAGGAACAAGCUCUCAUGGAAAAACUCCUAGAGCAAGAAGCUCUGAUGGAGCAGCAGGAUCCAAAGUCUCCUUCUCAUAAAUCAAAGAGGCAGCAGCAAGAGUUAAUUGCAGAAUUAAGAAGACGACAAGUUAAAGAUAACAGACAUGUAUAUGAGGGAAAAGAUGGUGCCAUUGAAGAUAUUAUCACAGAUCUUAGAAACCAACCAUACAGACGAGCCGAUGCGGUGAGGAGAAGCGUCAGGCGGCGCUUUGAUGAUCAGAACUUGCGUUCUGUUAAUGGUGCCGAAAUAACAAUGUGAACCUGAGACUGGCCUGCAUGAAUACAGGGUGUGCGUGAAUGAAACUGCCCACAUGAACUUUAUGUGCUACCAUUUAACUGCAGCCUUGAACACACAAAAAAAUAUUCUUAAGGGCUCAGAUUUAGCAAACACAAAAGAAUUUUAAAAUGAGCUCUCCUUUCAACCCUUAACAAGUGCCUAAAAAUGGAAGUACCUGUUCAGAUUAAUCAAAGCAAUAGGAUUUGAUUUGACUAGGUAUCUUUUUACACCAGUAUGUUAUUUUUAACCAAAAUGUAAAGUUCUUAUUAAACUCAUUACCUGCCAUUGUGAUUGUCCCAUCAUGGCCCACCUGGUUUCCUGAUGUUGUAAAUAACAUCAAUGCAUCUGCUGUGGGUCCUUUGCUGAGAUGUCUUUGAAGGAAUUUUGUUUUAGCCAUAUCCAUCAACUUUGUAUUUUACUUGCAAUUUGGAAGAAGGAAAGUCACAUGAUGAAACUCCUUUUGUCUAUAACCAGGCCCUGGCAAAGUGCAAACAGGAUGCAACUGCAGUGGCACAAAGGUCACUCAAUCCUUUGUUUCCAGUUUCACAUUCUACUACUUCUGUGCUAGAGAACGAUGCUCUGUGAGAGGCAUUCACUGGUAUGAAUGUGGGGAUAUAGUGUAUAAGACUUAUUUGCAGUACUGUGUUCUUCAGCUAGAGGCAGCUUUUAAAAUAAUGCAAGUGUAUUUAUUAGCAUUAAAAUUAACAUCUCAGUAAUCAGCAUUAGCAUUUCUGAGGACCAUUAUUAAUUCUGAGAACAGAAAUUGGUGCCUUGCAAGGAAGUUUACUAGCUCUAUCAACAAGCAUUCAAGGUUACAUCUGCUAGCAGAGUAGUGUUAGGAACCUGGCCUUAUUCUCCUCUGACAAUCGCAAUUUUUUCUUAUUUUUUGUAAAUUCAAGAAGAUACACUUGGCAUCGUGUAUCGAGGCUAACUUUUUCAUGCAUUUCCCAGACUACUUAUGGAGAAUUGCAGUUUAAGUUGCUGAAAAGUAUUAACAUGGUAUUAAGCUUAAAUAAUACGUAAUGGGACUAGAUGGCCCACUAAGCCACUGUUAUUUUUCCUUCCUCUCUGGCAGGGCACUUGAUCCAUUCCAAAGUCAAAAACUGGACUGAAGCUAAAUUUGUACUUUUCAUAAUAUACAUUCUGCUUCUGGCUUAUCUUCUUGGUACAUCAAUAUAUUAAUUGUAAAGUUUAUUGUAUAGUAUUUAACCGCUGAAGUUCCUAUUUUAUGUUGUGCUUAUGUGAACCCCUUGGUGAAGGUCCCUUUUCCUUGGAUGUGUAGUUAUAUGAUCUUUUUAAAUGUACAGAUAUUUUGCUAUAAAAUCGGUGCAGUUUUUUAUGGUUUUUACACUUCUCUUUAAUUCCCACCUAAGCCUCUGGGUAAUAUUGUAAAUAUUGUUUUAAAAUGCAUCAGCCUAUGCUAUACAAUCUGAACGUUAUUUUAACUUAUAGUUUUUUUUAAUAUAUAUAUUUAACUAUAAGGACAGUUUAGGGAACAAGUUACCUACCACAUUUCACUUUAGUGUACCUAUUUACAGAAAGAUUAAACUGCCACCUGCGGGCACAUUCCCAUAAAUGUGUACUUUAAAAAGAACAUGCCAAGAUUUUGUCUUUCUGUGGACUCAACAUUCACUUCGAUUAAAAAUAGCAAUUUGACCAAGUUGGACUUCCACUACAAAGCAGCUGUUUUCCAAAGUUCAAUGCUGACAUAUAUAUAUAUUAAAAUAAUUGCCUAUUUAUUAAUCUACAAAUAGACAACGUUGGCAUGUUCUUUUCUGUUUGUCUAUUAAUGGGCCUGCUUCUUAGCAAUAUUAGAAUGUUUUAUAAAAGCAAUUCAUGUUACUUUUCUGGUCUUUUCAUGGCAUAUGAGCAAAUAAUAAACUAUUUACACUACUAUUCUGUAA